AUAUAUAAAUGUAUAAAUAGGUAUAGGUAUAGUUGUUGUACACAUAUAUAUACAUAGAAAUAUAUAUAUAUAUAGUAAAAAUGAAGAUGGCUGCAGAGGUGAGGUGGUCAGUGUUAUUUUAUUUAUUAAUUAUUAUAAAUUAUGUAAAUGCGGAUGAUGUGCAUAGAAAAUUUGAAUAUAAAUAUUCCUUCAAACCGCCUUAUUUAGCGCAAAAAGAUGGGACUGUACCAUUCUGGAAUUACGGAGGAAAUGUUAUCGCUAGCUCGGAUAAAGUUAGGCUAGCUCCAUCAUUACGAAGUCAAAAAGGGGCAAUAUGGACAAAACAACCAUCAGAUUUUGAAUGGUGGGAAGUGGAUUUAAAAUUCAACAUAAAUGGACGUGGUAGAAUCGGAGCUGAUGGUCUGGCAUUUUGGUACACAACCCAAACUGGAAAUUACGAUGGCCCAGUAUUUGGAAGCUCUGAUAUGUGGAAUGGUCUCGGUGUAUUUUUCGAUUCAUUUGAUAACGAUAAUAAACAUAACAACCCAUACAUCAUGGCGAUUGUUAAUGACGGAACUAAAGUUUUCGAUCAUGCCAAUGACGGAACAACUCAGAUGGCUGCUGGUUGCUUGAGAGAUUUCCGUAAUAAAUUAUUCCCAACCCAGGCUAGAAUUGAAUACUACAAAAAUACAUUGACGCUGAUGUUCCACAAUGGAAUGACCAGCAGCCCAGACGAAUUCGAACUCUGUUUCCGCGUUGAAAAUAUUUUCCUGCCGAAAAACGGUUACUUCGGAGUAUCAGCAGCCACUGGAGGACUGGCUGAUGAUCACGACGUGAUGCAUUUCUUGACCACAUCCCUGUCCCCACCUGGACAGAUACAACUCGACCAAAGUAGAACAGUAACCUCUGAGGAACAGGCGAAAAUAAGCCAAGAAUAUCAGGAUUAUCAGAAAAAAUUGGACCAACAGAAAGAGGACUAUCGCAAAGAGCAUCCAGAUGAGCCUCGUCGUGAUAAGGAAGACUUUGAUGACUGGUUUGAAUCCGACAGCCAGCGAGAAUUGAGACAAAUUUUCACGGGUCAAAGUCAGAUGUUUGAAGUCCUCCGGGACUUGCAUAAAAAAUUGGAUGAAACGAUCGGCAAACAAGAGCGUACACUUUCAUUGAUAUCGCAACUACAAGUAGGCGGUGUCCAAACAGCCGGUGGUGCAGGACAACCAGUCCAACUUAUUGACACAAUCCGCCGACAAGAGGUCGACGCAGUCCUCAGUAAUCAGAACAUUAUAAUGAACACCGCUCGGGAAAUCAAACAAUUCGUUGGAGAAGUCAGUUCUAAAGCAGAAACAAUUCUAUCGAACCAAGCACGCGCACCUACAGCACAGGUCCAGCCUAUUGGGUACGAUUACCAAUCCCUGAUAUCGGAAAUGCGGGAUGGACUGAACCAAGUUAAGCGAGACGUAGCGCAAACUUACAACAGAUUAAAUGCGGCACCGGCUGCCUCAUGUCCCACCGGAAAUUGUCUUACGACAACGAUGUUUAUUAUUUUUGUUAUAAUACAAUUGUUUAUUCUUAUUGGGUACAACAUGUACAGAGAUAGCAAAGAAGCGCAAGCUAAAAAAUUCUAUUAAAAGAAAUUUUUUUAAUAGCAAAAUUAAUUACUUAAUAAAAACAAAAUUAAAAAAUCAUUUUUCUUAAUUUUUUUUUUUUCAAUUGGUUACUUAAAAUUGUUAUGUUUAUUUUUGGAAUUCGGGUCUAUUUUUUAUUUUAUAUUUUUAUUUUUAUCGAACGGCCAAAAUAGAAUUUUUAAUAAUUAUUUUUUAAAUGAAAAAUUUGAAAUAUUUUUUGAGUUAAAUUUAUUGAGCUCGAGUUUAUUAAUACGAUAGUAGAUGAAUUUGUGAUUCCAUGUUAUGAAUGAUAUAUUUAUAAAUUUAUUAUUUAUGAGAUGAAUUUAUAAAUAUAGUAGUAAUAAUAAUAAUAAUAAUAAUAAUAAUAAUAAUAAUAAUAAUAAUAAUAAUAAUAGCCGUCAAUAAUAUGCAGUCUACAUGAAUUUUUUUGAUGUACAUAAAUCAUUAUUCAUUUUUUUAAUAACCGGAAAAGUCAUAUAUGAUCACAUAUGGUCAGAUAUGAAUCAUACAUAAUCAUGUGAUUAAAUGAGGUCAUAUCUGUAAAUAUAUGAAUACGUAAAACGAUAUCUGAAAAAAAAAAUACUGAUAUGAUCAUAUAUAGUCAGAUAUGAUCAGAUGUUAUCAUAUAGGACCAUAUAUGAUGUUAUAUUGUAAGGUAUAGUCAUAAAAAUGGUUACAUAUUUUAUAAUCUGAUCAUAUGUGAUCGGAUAUAAGUCAGAUAUGAUCAUAUAGGACUGAUAUGUUCAUGUAUGACCAGAUAUGAGCAUAUAUGAUAUUUUAUUGUGAGGUAUGGUCGUAUAUAAGGUUACAUAAUUUAUAAUCUGAUAAUAGGUGAUCGAAAAAACAGUCAGUUAAGAUCAUGUGGGACUAACCUGUUCAUAUAUGGCCAGAUUUGAUCAUGUAUGAUGUUAUAUUGUGAGGUAUGGUCGUAUAUAUGGUUGAAUAUUUUAUAAUCUGAUGAUAUGUGAUCGGAUAGACAGUCAGAUAUGAUCAUACGGGACUAAUAUGUUCAUAUAUGGCCAUAUAUGAUAAUCUAUUGUGAGGUAUGGUCGUAUAUAUGGUUACAUAUUUCAUAAUCUGAUCAUAUGUGAUCAAAUAUAUAGUCCGAUAUGAUCGUCUGGGAGGAAUAUGAUCAUAUAUGGUCAGAUCUGAUUAUAUACGAUCAUAUAUGAUGUUAUAUUGUAAGGUAUCAUCAUACACAUGGUUAAAAAUUUUAUAAUCUGAUCAUAUAUUAUCGGAUAUACCGUCAGAUAUGAUCAUACGGGACUAAUAUGGUCAUAUAUGAUUAUAUAUGUGGUCAGAUAUUGUAUCAUUUAGUCAUAUAUGAUCAUAUAGAAUUAAACAUGAUCACAUAGGGUCAGAUAUAACCUUUUGUAACACAAUACGGUCACGUAUGUGGUCGGUUAUUUUACCACUUGAUCAUAUAUAAUCAUAUUUAUUCAUAUAUGGCCCCAUAUAUAAUUUUAUAUGAGCGUAUAUAAUGAUGCAUGUAUGCAGCAAUAUAUGAACCUAUAUGAUCAUAUAUAACUUUGGUUGUAUCUAAGCAUAUUUGAGUAUUUAUACAGAACCAUAUAUGAUCAUAUGUGAGUAUUUUUUUCCGAGUGAACAUAAAAUAAAAAAUUAUAAACCUCCAUAAUUAUAUCGAUAACGCAUACGUGGAUUUUGUAUUAAUAAAAAAAGAACUGCAACAAUAUUAAGACUUUUUCAAUACAACUCAAAUUUUUCUCCAUUUUUAUAUUUUUUUUAACUGAAAUAACGCACAGAGUGGAGAUUACUAUGAAUUUUCUUAUUGUUAAAAGAAUUUUUUGUUACUCAUUCCUAAUUAUCUCGUAAUUUUAAUUAAAAUUUUUUACACUUGUACACGAUUGAGAUGGAUGUGAAUGUUAAUCUUAAAAAAAAUAUAUCAUGGGUAUGUAAUAAAUAAAUAAAUAAAUGUCAAAAUAAUUAUAGUGGACAAUUAUUUUAAUUUUAUAUUGUCCAUGUUAUAGAUUUUUUUAAAUAUAAAUAAAUAAAAAAUUAGUAAAAUGAAUUGCUCCUUAUUGCAUUUAUAAGAGUUUAUAAAAAAAAUUGUAUAUGUAUAAGAAUAAAUAUAUAUGAAAUAAUA
Microplitis mediator is the source of this 3705-nucleotide messenger RNA. RefSeq names its product protein ERGIC-53 (gene ergic53). Bases 81 to 1604 code for a protein of 507 amino acids. Gene Ontology annotation, biological process: endoplasmic reticulum to Golgi vesicle-mediated transport; endoplasmic reticulum organization; Golgi organization. The record is from RefSeq and is a predicted model, not a curated record. NCBI's taxonomy places the organism in Eukaryota, Metazoa, Arthropoda, Insecta, Hymenoptera, Braconidae. The transcript has 6 exons. Gene Ontology annotation, molecular function: D-mannose binding. Gene Ontology annotation, cellular component: COPII-coated ER to Golgi transport vesicle; Golgi membrane; endoplasmic reticulum membrane.